AUGAGAUUCACCUGGUGGAUGGUGGCGUACGCCACCGCUGCGCUGGCAGCUCCGCGUCCUCAACAACCGCCUGGCACGCCGACCAACUCGACUCCGACCACGACGGCUCCCACAAUGGGGACACCCCCUCCUGGUGCCGGAGGUAAUGCGAAUGCAUGCGGUCAAAUUCAACCGAUGGUGAACCAGUUCCUCCAGGCAAGCCCCAAAGCCAGCCCGCAAGUUCCAGCGCAACUCGCAUUCGACUGCCUUCAAUCGGUCCCCAACAAGCCGCAGCCAGCGCAGGACCUCAUAAAAAGCUUGAAGGCCUACGUUCAGUGGCAAAGCACGCUGUCUUGGUUGAAGAACCCCCCUGGUUCCUACAUGUUACCUCCCACCGACAUUGAAGGAGGUUUGACGCAAAUCGGCGAGAAAGCAACUGCUGGCGGAUACAAGAGCGAGUAUGAUUUCCAGCUCGAAAUUUUCCAACUUUUUGCCUCAGCCCAUGACGGCCACUUUGCCUUCCGUGGCGACGUCUUUAAGGGAUUCAGCUUCCGUAACAAGCUUGCUUCCGAUAUUGUUUCUGUCUCUCGGGACGGCCUGGAAGUGCCUAAGCUUUACCACUUGGGUCAACUUGAUAAAAAUGGCUCAGCUCCUGCAAUUAUUCGAAUCAACGGUCGCGAUGCUGCGACCAUCAUAGAAGAUUUGAACCUCAAAUUCAGUGGUUUUCAGGACCCCGAUUCUCAGUGGAACUCCCAGUUCAAGUCCUAUGCUUCUAAGGAUAGUGCACCCAUUGUUGCCGCCGCCCUUGCCUUCCAGGGCAGCAAAGUAACCAUUACCUAUGAUAACGGCGAAGAGCGUUCCGAGGAUAGCUUUGCUCUUAUCCGCACGGGCGCAAACUUCACCGGGGUCAACAAUGGAGAGGAUUUCUACAACAAGUUUUGCAACCCGGAAACAGCACCCAAGCCGCCCAGCAACGGGACUAAGCCUGAGCCACCGAAGACCAGCAGCCCACCCCCACCACCUCUGCCCACUAUCGAGGGCUACCCUUGGCCUGUUAUCCGCGACAGUGGUGCCAACACUACAUCUGGGUAUUACCUUAACGGAACCGGCUAUGAUGAUGUCGCUGUUCUGGCUGUGUCAGCUUUCUCACCUCCGGAUAAUAUUGAUGCCACCGAGUAUUUGACCAACUUCCAAAACACUGUUGCCAAAUUCCUCGCCGAAAGUAAGAAAGAUGGAAAGAAGAAGCUAGUUAUUGAUGUCGCCGCCAACGGCGGUGGUUUUGUCGUGGCUGGUUUUGAGCUUUUUGCCCAGUUAUUCCCGGACGUCAAUCGCUUCCAGGCAAACAACCUCCGUCUCACAGACAGUAUGAACAAUCUGGCUCGUCUUGCUGCCGCUAUCCCGGCCAACUUCACUCCUUCUUCUCAGGAAGAAAAGGAAGCUCUUGACGCACUCUCUGGAAGUGCUGUUGUUAGCAACCUGCUUCCUGGCGGUGUAUUCACCGUCGACCAGAAAGACUUCCAGUCGGUUGAUCAGAUCUUGGGACCGGUAUCUCUUAACGGUGAUACUUUUACAGCUUAUCAAGAGGCCCCUCUCAACAUGAGCGACCCCUCAUUCAACCUUACUGGUGUUGGUUCCAAAGCGAACCCUCCUCCCCGCGUGUUCGCCCCGGAGGACGUUGUUCUCUUCACCGACGGUACCUGCGGCUCAACAUGUACCAUUUUCUCGUACCUGAUGAUUCUACAAAUGGGUAUCAAGACUACUGUCAUCGGUGGACGCCCUCAAAAUGGCAUCAUGCAGUCCAUUGCGGGUGUAGAAGGAGCCCAGGUUUUCUCCUUCAACGAUCUGACCUCGGACGCCAAAUCAAUCCUCGCAUUGGCCCCCAAAGACAAGAAGGAAGAACUCCAGAACAGUGAGCUAGGAGAACUCGCAAAGGGCUACGCCAUUAAGCGUGCAACAACGCCUAAGUCUGCCGGAGCUGUCAAUGGCAAGAACGCCUUCUCAAUGGCGGACGCCCGUACGCCGCUGCAGUUCCUUUGGGAGCCGGCUAACUGCCGCAUAUUCUUCACGCAUGAAAUGAUUAGCAAACCUGACGUUGCGUGGAAGCGUGUGGUUGACGCUACGUGGAGCAAUCCCACCCAGUUCUGCGUGUCAGGCAGCCAAGUUCCUGUGAACAAGACGACCACCUUGGAUCCUUUCUUCCGAGCGGGCAAGAACACUCCCGGUGUUGGAAGCGCAGCUUCUGAUCUUGUAACUGGUGCUGGAAUGAGACUAGCGGUUUUGGUUGCAACAUUUACAGUUGCCUUGUUAAGCCUAUAG
Molecule: messenger RNA, 2295 nt
Organism: Colletotrichum truncatum
Lineage: Eukaryota; Fungi; Ascomycota; Sordariomycetes; Glomerellales; Glomerellaceae
Product: peptidase s41 family protein
Biological process (GO): proteolysis
Molecular function (GO): serine-type peptidase activity
Source: RefSeq, a predicted model, not a curated record